CUCGCGUAUAAAACCGAUGAUCGUACUAUAUUUCGACUCAAUAGAAAACACACUAUCAGGUCUUAGCCCUCUCCUGAAUUACAACCAUGAAAUUCAUCUCACUCAACACUAUGAUCAUUUCUGCCGCAGCAAUCGCUGUCACGGCUACUGCACUGCAAAUAAUCGGCAUCCCCUGCGCAUACCCUGACGAAGUCGUGUGCGGAGGGAUCCCGGGUUUUAACUUCGGCUACCCGAUCUGGGCUCAUUGUGGACCGUCCGGCACAAUCACUAGCUAUAUAAAUUGUACCUGUCCCACAUGCUGCCUGCUAGACGAUCCAUAUACGACAUGCGAUGGGUGUUCAUCAUCAGGAAAAAGCUCCUGUGCAACCUAGGGAAGUUUGGAUCUAAUUCGAAUAAUUCCCGAUAAUGUUGUAUAAAGUAGACAAAUUAGCCAAUUAAAAAGACUCUUUCCCCCC
Molecule: messenger RNA, 455 nt
Organism: Suillus paluster
Lineage: Eukaryota; Fungi; Basidiomycota; Agaricomycetes; Boletales; Suillaceae
Exons: 2
Coding region: 87-371 (94 amino acids)
Source: RefSeq, a predicted model, not a curated record